GUAUUUGUGGCCCUUAUCAGUGGCCGGAGCUGCAGAUGCAACUCUGCGCAUGAAACUGUACAAGACUUGAAGGAAGAAGCGGAGCGCAAGUUGGAAACGACCAUUGAGCAUCUCAGUGGCCUCGACAUGCAGCCGCUGAAUGGAGCGAUGACUCUGCAAGAAGCCAACAUUCUGCCUGGAAAUACCCUGACGGCCGUCCUAGACCCUGUGGUGCUGAAGGACUUCGGCCAUGGGAUUUCGAUGAAGACGGCGCAAUCCGUUUUCGAUGAGUACGGGCCCAGGAUAGACAUGCUUGCAGACUGGAAGGAUCUGAAGGAUCCAUCCUCCUUGGAGGAAGUCCUACCUGCCGGGCAUGUGGCACUGAGCCAACUGGUGCGUCUCAGUCCGGAAGAGAUCAUUUUCCCAAAGCCGGUGCAGGUAGAGAUGCCAGUCUGCGUGGGUGCAAAAGCAGUAUGGAGAUCAUCCGCGACAGGAUGGACACCAGUGGAGGGUGCCAAGUUCUGCGAUGGUCGAGUGGUUGUGGCACUGGACCAUUUUUGCGAUGUUGUUGUGACAGGAUACUGUCAGCUGAAAGCUAUUGGAUUUAUCGAUCCACGCGAUACCACUGCCAAAGUGGUACUUCUACACGUGGCUUGCAGGUCAUGUCAAAACAAUUUGGAUCAGCUAUGCUUAGAUGCCGAAAUGUUGGAAUUAUUCAAAAAGUGUGGCCCCAGUGCACCUUUGGGAACGUAUGGCCACCAAGAACGCCUGCAAGCCCGUCAAGCAGGGCAAGAAGUGCUGAACAUGCCAGUCAUGUUCCACAGAAUGCCACAAGUGUCUGGAAAACUGACCGCUCAAUCGGCGCGUCAUUUCAGCGUGGAAAUCGAUGGCACUGAGCAUCGAUUUGAAGAACUUCUGUCAGAGGCAGUGACUGCAAGUCCAACAUCUCAGCUCCGUUCGACUCCAGCCUCGGAGGCCAGGCCAUCCGCAGCUGCAUGGCUAGGAGGCGAACAUGGAAAUCCUGCGGCAGUUGCUGUGACGUCAGACGUGCCGGCAGCGCCGCGGCCAGAGCGAUGCCAUUUGCUGCUGAGUGGCCGGUUCAACAGUGAAAGGACGAUGAAUUACAUGAGAAGGGUGAAAAGGCGACUGGAAGAGAGAAGAGUUCCAGUGUGUAUGGUCCAAGCUCAGGUCGGCCAAAGUUUUGCCGAGCUGACGCGGAUAGGAUUGGCCCAUGCCAAAGGCAUGGUGGCCUUCUGCACGUCGGACUACGGCGCCUAUACAGCCCCACAUCCGUCUACUCCGGGCCUUGGCACUUCCAUCUGCGUAGAGCAACGCAAGACGCCGUACGACAUCGCUCAGGAUAAUGACCACCGGAAGGUGAUGGGUGUGCUGGACCCGGUAUUUGUGGCCCUUCUCAGUGGCCGGAGCUGCAGAUGUGCCUCGGCUGGUCGGAAAGCAGCGGAAGCCUUGCGAAACACAAACAACUUUGAUGCAGAUACUACAGCAGAUUACAGCAGGAAUGGAGCGAUGACUCUGCAAGAAACCAACAUUCUGCCUGGAAAUACCCUGACGGCCGUCCUAGACUUCGGCCAUGGGAUUUCGAUGAAGACGGCGCAAUCCGUUUUCGAUGAGUACGGGCCCAGGAUGGACGUGGUUGCAGACUGGAGGGAUCUGAAGGAUCCAUCCUCCUUGGAGGAAGUGCUCCCUCCCGGACACGUGGCACUGAGCCAACUGGUGCGUCUCAGUCCGGAAGAUGUCACGUUUCCAAAGCCAGUGGAGGUUGAGAUGCCAACAUGUGUAGGUGCGGAAUCUGUUUGGAGAUCAUCAGCCACAGGCUGGGAACCACUACUGGGUGCGAAAUUCAGCGAUGGCCGAGUGGUUGUUGCACUGAGCCACUUUUGUGAUGUUGUGGCCACGGGGCCAUGUGGCCUGAAAGCUGUGGGAUUCAUCGAUCCACACGAUGCAAACGCGAAAGUCGCAUUGCUACACGUGGCGUGCGAGUCAUGUCAGAACAGUUUGGAGCAGCUGUGCUCCGAUGCUGACAUGUUGGGAUCCUUCAAGAAAUGCGGCCCCAGCGUACCGCUGGGAACUUACCGCCACGACGAAGACCUGGAGCUGCGUCAAGGGCAAGAAGCGAUGAACAUGAGAGUCAGGUUCCACCGAAUGCCGCAGGUUUCCCGGAAACUUGUGGCUGACUCUGCAAGCCACUUCAGUGUCGAAAUUGAAGGGGAUGACCAUCAGUUCGAAGAACUUCGGUCAGAGGCAGCCACGAGUGCAACAGCUUCAAACCCAACAGCAUCGGAUCCCCCGUCGGCUCCAGCGACCUCACAGGCGAUGCCCGCAGCCGCGAUGACCUCAGACGUGUCGAUGGCACAGGAGCGGCCAGAGAGAGGUCACCUGUUACUGAGCGGCCGCUUCAACAGUGAUACGAUUCUUGUCGAAGGAUUGGGCCGUGCCAAAGGCAUUGUGGCCUUCUGCACUUCGGAGUACGGGAAUUCCACCUUCAUGGCAAAGGAUGGCCCAGAUACCUCGGCAGGGCGUCCCAGAUGUGAAACCUCCAACUUCGGAAUCCACGCUGUUCUGACCUUGGCAGACCAUGCUGGCGUCGAAGCAAUUUUCCAGCACUUGGAUCCCACCGGAAGUGGAACGCUCGGGAAGGAGGAGCUGCUGUCCAUCCUCUCUGGCCUUGGCGUUUCUGAUCAAGAGCUGCCUGGCUCACCUUGUCAUGUCGGCAUGUCCGCAGAUGAUCAUAACCCCGUUCAGCUGUGUGGUGAUUUUCUGUCGCACUCAGACAUGACUUGUGCGAUGUUUUUGCGGAACACAUUGAAAGAUGGCAAGGAAGUCGAAGGUCAGUGGGCUGCGUUAAGGCAAGAUGUUCAGACAGAGCUCAACAUCUCAGAGCCGAAUGACCUUGGUUCCAAGGUGGAAGCGGAGGCAGAUGAAACUGAAAUCGAAAAUUGCGGAGACAUCCUGCAGGCUGCGAAAGAAGGCAACGUCGGAGCUGUCCGACACUUGCUGCAGGUGGACCCCCAGAGCCUGGAGCAAGUCGACAGACUAGGCGUCGGGCCGCUGGCGUAUGCGGCUGUGGAAGGCCACCUGGAGGUGGUCCAGGUGCUGCUGGCCGCGGGCGCCUCCGUCGAGGCGAAGAACCACAACGGCAACGGGCCGUUGCACUUUGCGGCUCAGGAAGGCCACCCGGAGGUGGUCGAGGCGCUGCUCGCCGCGGGCGCCUCCGUCGAGGCGAAGGAUGACGACGGCCGCGGCCCCCAGAGACGGGACGGAUGUGACAGAGAUGCCAACUCAUGUCGACUUGGCGCGGCCCGUCGCCAUUUCCAGCGGCGCCCUCCGGACCGAGGCGACGAGCCGCUGGCGAUGGCGGCUGCCGAAGGCCACCUGGAGGUGGUCGAGGCGCUGCUGGCUGCGGGCGCCUCCGUCGAGGCGAGGGGUAGCGUCGGUUCGACACCGCUGCACUACGCGGCUUUCAACGGCCACGCCGCCGUCGUGGAGCAGCUCCUCGCCGCGGGCGCCGCCGUGGAUGCUGCGAACAACGAAGGUCGGACAGCGCUGCACGACGCGGCGAAACGGGGCCACACCGCCGCUGUGGAGCAGCUCCUCGCCGCGGGCGCCGCCGUGGAUGCUGCGAACAACGAAGGUCGGACAGCGCUGCACGACGCGGCGAAACGGGGCCACACCGCCGCUGUGGAGCAGCUCCUCGCCGCGGGCGCCGCCGUGGAUGCUGCGAACAACGAAGGUCGGACAGCGCUGCACUGGGCGGCUAUCGACGGCGACGCCGCCGUCGUGGAGCGGCUCCUCGCCGCGGGCGCCGCCGUGGAUGCUGCGGACAACGAAGGCGACACGCCGUACGACAGAGCCAAGCACUUCGGCCGCCGGAAGGUGAUGGGUGUCCUGGACCCGGUCCCUUGGCGCUGGGAUGAACAUCCCUUGGUGGACCAGGGCUUCGGCACAC
Messenger RNA from Cladocopium goreaui, 3946 nucleotides. The record is from the annotation of a GenBank genome assembly. NCBI's taxonomy places the organism in Eukaryota, Dinophyceae, Suessiales, Symbiodiniaceae.